Molecule: messenger RNA, 2022 nt
Organism: Peniophora sp. CBMAI 1063
Lineage: Eukaryota; Fungi; Basidiomycota; Agaricomycetes; Russulales; Peniophoraceae
Source: the annotation of a GenBank genome assembly
AUGCCUGUCGUGCAGUUCGCCCCGUUCUCUUCCAUAGUGCAACCCGCGUUCUGGCACGAGCUUACGCGGCUAAAGCUUGACGUUCUCCGACUUUCCGAUGCCCGAGUGUCUCUCCAUGGAUCAUAUAGCGUAGGGAGGACAGUUCGUGACCGUAAUACAGGCGCCGAUGUUGAGCUUGGGUGUAAUUUUGCGCUGGGUGGUGACGCGUUUGACGAGCAACAUCCUUCUACACCGUGGGCCGUCAAAGCGGAAGGUCAUCUGUACAACUACAACACGCUCGAAGAGUUCAAGUCUGUGGACAAGAAGGCCCUGUUCAACACUGUCGCGGAAUCCAUCUGGACUGAUGCACUGGCAACUGCCGAUCCGUCCAUCCUAACUCGCUUCCUGCUCAUCACAUACGCGGAUCUCAAGAAGUACAGAUACUACUAUUGGUUCGCAUUCCCCGCAUUCGCUGCGCAGCCGCUUUGGGAGCUCGAUACGGCCUACAAUCAUGAAUGGGUCGCCGCGAGCAGCGCCUUCAGCAAGCCGCAGCUAUGCAUGAUCCAUGACAAGCUCGCGACGACACAUAUGCCCUUCUUCCUACUCCGAGCGGCAGGCAACAUCGUCGAGAUCGCUCCGCUGUCCGAGUUUGACGACUUCUUUGCGGACACUCCGGCACAUCAGCGCGCGAUCGGGUUCUUGGACCCUUCGCCGUCUGCACAGUCUCCGGGAUGGCCGCUGCGCAACUUGCUGGCAUACCUUCGCGCGGCACAUCCUGCUGCCGCUCAUCAGCUUCGUGUUCUCUGCUGGCGCGACACGGAGAUCCCACACGGGGCAGGCGCAGGGUGGCGAAGCAUUACGGCGGUUGUCAACGGUGGACAGUCGGAUGGCCAGCGGCCGAGCGCGGUUGGAUGGGAGAAGAACGCGCAGGGGAAGUUGGGUGCACGAAUGGCGGACCUCGCACCCAUGAUGGACCCAACAAGACUGGCGGACCAAGCUGUUGAUCUUAACUUGAAACUGAUGCGCUGGCGCAUUCUUCCCGCGCUUGACCUGGAGAAGAUCGCUCAGACUCGCUGCCUUCUCCUCGGCGCAGGCACCCUCGGCUGCUAUGUUGCCCGAGCGCUCAUGGGAUGGGGAGUGCGCACGAUCACUCUCGUGGACUCUGGGCGCGUCUCCUUCUCCAAUCCCGUCCGCCAACCGCUUUUCGAGUUCAAUGACUCGCUUGAUGGUGGACGGCCUAAAGCCGAAUGUGCCGCAGAUGCGCUGAGGAGAAUCUAUCCGGGAGUGGAUGCAAAUGGUGCUUCACUCGCCAUACCUAUGCCUGGACACCCAAUCCCCCCUGAAGAGGUUGAGUCCACGAAGGCGGCAGUAGAGCGCCUGGAACAGCUAGUAGAACAGCACGAUGCUGUGUUCCUGCUCAUGGACAGUCGCGAGAGCCGGUGGUUACCGAGCGUAUUGGGUGCUGCGAAGGGCAAGAUCAUCCUCAACGCAGCUCUCGGCUUCGACACCUUCCUCGUCAUGCGUCAUGGUGCACGUACUGAGUCGCCGGACGGGACCCGUCUGGGCUGCUACUACUGUAACGACAUCGUCGCACCGGCAGAUUCGUUGUCCGACCGCACUCUGGACCAAAUGUGUACCGUCACACGCCCAGGCCUUGCUGCGCUAGCCAGCGCAAGUGCGGUCGAGCUGCUUGUAUCGCUUCUGCAGCACCCGCUUGGCCAACACGCUCCUCCCCCUCCGGCGAACGCUGCGAUUGAACCCGGUGAAGAGCACAACGGCGUUCUCGGCCUUGUACCGCACCAGCUUCGUGGGUACUUGGCGCAAUUUAGAACUUUGCCCGUCGUUGGCGCGGCAUACAGCAGGUGUACAGCAUGUAGCGAGACGGUUCUUCACGCUUACGAGCGCGAGGGCUUCAGCAUGCUUCGCCGUGCCUUCGAUGAGCCUGGCUACUUGGAGCAACUGACUGGCCUGGAUAAGAUGAAGGAGGAGACGGAGGCAGCUCUUGAAGCCGUUGACUGGGGAGAGGAGGAGGAUGACUUUUGA